AUGGAGAGCGGAUGAUAUUGUAGUCUAUCGUCAAACUCUGUUAUUCCGCGCGGCACCGUGUUUUCACCGCUACGUCUCUGUUGUCGCUAAACUCGAAGGACUCACUGGAACCUCGGUUUGCUAAUAAGAUGAUAUUCUUGUCAUUCAAACCUAUUCAUCUCCUCGGACUUCUUGUACUUGGUGGUAGGUAAAAAACAGACUUCUUGAGCGAGUCCCAGAGAUGGACCCGGACUCCGCAGCCCCUCCUCAGCGCGUGCUGGAGUCACUCGACAGGAAUGCCGCCGCAUCCGAAGGCAACUGCGAAUAUUUACAGUCUGUUAGUAGCGAAUCGAGCUCAUUCAUCAUGGUUCAGGCCAAAAGUCGUCUCGAAGUGCCAUCCAGGCUGUGGGUGACAGCGGUUGUGGUCAUCGUGAUUGUCCUUCAAGUCGCCUCGACCACAGGACUCUUCAUAUACUUAAACAUGUCAAUGGCAGAGGCUCGGACACAAGGUGUGGUGGAGGAGCUGAGGUGCUUGGGUCUUCUGAACGCUCUGGAGAAAGAACAGGAUGUGCCUGAUGACCUGGUCCAGCUCUUUGGUGAGCCAUGCAUUAAACUGGCCGAAGGACUCAAAGCUUACAUCUCCAAGGUGACAGAAAACGUCAUCUCGAAACACACCUUUCAAGAAAGAGUCGCUAUCCCUCCACGUACAAAAUUACUCACCACCGGCAGCCCACGGCCGUCAGCUCAUCUUACUCUCAGAGACAGUGGACUGCAGGGUACGACAUCCUUAACCCCUCAGACUGACCUUCACCAGUCCUGUCGCCAUCCCGUUCGUUCCUGGGGGAACCAAAGUUUCGGCUCCCACUUGCACAACAUGACUGUGUCCAACGGACGCCUACGUAUCCCUCGCGCAGGCCGCUACUACCUCUACGGCCAAGUCUACUUCCGUUAUCUCACCCUCUCCAUCGACGAUCACCACUCGGGCUCUGACAGCCACCAGGUGGUGCAGUGCGUCUACAAGAAGACCGCCUACGCCCGCCCUAUUCAGCUCCUGAAGGGUGUGGGCACCAAAUGUUGGUCUCCAGACAGCGAGAACGCCCUUCACUCCAUCUACCAGGGGGGCCUGUUUGAACUUCGGGCAGGCGACGAGAUCUUCAUCUCGGUGUCUUCUCCCACAGCUGUGUAUGCAGAAGACUCCUCCAGCUACUUUGGGGCCUUCCUGUUUGACCUCUGAGGGACGCAGUUGGGGCUUGUGGUCUCAUUCUAAGGGAGAGGAAAUUGUUUCUGUCAAAAGGCCCCACAUGGGAACCAGGAAGAGAGGGAAGCACAGAUACUCCAGCAUCUGAGGGGUUCAAAAGACCAAAUAACUCAGAAAACCAUCAAGUUAUUGUGGUCUGAGGACCGUUUGACAUUCAUAGGCUGAAUUUUAAGAAUCAGUAGAGUGAGAAACUCUGGGAUCCCAUCUGAAUGGGCAGAUCAUGAGCAAAUCUGUGAGGGCUUGUAAAGACAUUUCUGAAUACUACAAUGACCUUCACUAUUUAACCACAUAAAAAGCCAAAAUAGUUCCUUCAAAUUAAGACUUUCACCUUCAACAAAUACACAAAACUUUGUGCAAGCUGCUAUUUGUGCACGCAAACCAUACAAGACUAAUAGUUUCCCACUUUCUUUUGAUGUUAUACUGUUUGUAUUGUUCAUUCUUUCCUUAAAAGACUGUCUGGGGCAGUGUGACUAAUCAUGGACUUAAAAGUCUCCAGUUAAAUAAAGCAAGUUGUUUUGUUGCCACACA
Carassius gibelio (silver crucian carp) is the source of this 1765-nucleotide messenger RNA. Its product is annotated as tumor necrosis factor ligand superfamily member 10. Gene Ontology annotation, cellular component: membrane. The transcript is spliced from 5 exons. Lineage: Eukaryota; Metazoa; Chordata; Actinopteri; Cypriniformes; Cyprinidae. Bases 221 to 1213 code for a protein of 330 amino acids. Gene Ontology annotation, biological process: immune response. The record is from RefSeq and is a predicted model, not a curated record. Gene Ontology annotation, molecular function: tumor necrosis factor receptor binding.